Molecule: messenger RNA, 3330 nt
Organism: Mytilus californianus (California mussel)
Lineage: Eukaryota; Metazoa; Mollusca; Bivalvia; Mytilida; Mytilidae
Exons: 13
Coding region: 142-3288 (1048 amino acids)
Cellular component (GO): cell periphery; cell septum
Molecular function (GO): chitin synthase activity
Source: RefSeq, a predicted model, not a curated record
AUCACAAACAACUUAGAACGCAAUAAGAUUUCAAUUGGAGGAUACCCCAGCAGUUGUUUUUAACAUUCGGUCGAAGAAGGAUAAUGUGGCUGCAGAGGUAAAACAUAAACUGAAUAUUAAUCGAAUUACGUUUUUGCUGCAAUGGCAGAUUUAAAAAGCGUUAGCAUUCAAGUAACACCUGGGAAUGAUAAUGAUCAUGAAUUCCAGAAGUUUCAUAACAAUACCAAGAAUAAAAGGAGUAAAAGAAAUGCAAGGUCAAAGGCUAGCAAGGAUAAUGCAAAAUCUCGACGAACAAAUCAGAUAUCACCUUCUCGUAAAUCCAAGUCUAUGAAUACUAUUGAGAGUCAAGAUGAAACACAUAGGUUAGCGCAAAGAACAUCGGAACAAAGCAACACUCAGGGGCAAUCGAAAUAUUAUUCCAACAGCAUUAAACAUGAUGCGGCUACAAUUGUCAAUCAGGAGACAUCAAAUAUAGCGUUUAAAUGCUCAGCAGAGAAAUUCUUAAAAAUUUGCUUUGCAUCUAUAAUGUUUUUAAUUGCUCUAAGCUCUGGAUUUGUUUCAAGAAUAACGCUACAUAUCUUGAUAUGGCACAUGAAUCCACCAGUUCAAUCAAACAGGUCACAAAUUAAUGUUUUGUGUGGUAUGCUGGAACCAAAUUGUUCUUCAUGUUAUAAUGAAAACAAUUGCACAAAAUACAAUAAACAUUCUCAUUCUGAAGCAACGGACGGAAACUGGAUUUGGGCUGUGUUCUUAGUGAUGAUUGCACCAUAUUUUAUCACAUUUUUGGAAACCUUUUUCCGAAUAUGCUUUAAAUCUAAUAAAAAGAUAGACAUUGCAGUACUGAUUUCGAUUAUGUUCAUUGAAACAGUUCACUCAUUUGGAAUUUCAAUUCUUGUGUUUCUUGUAUUACCAUCGUUUGAUCCAGUAUCUGCUUCAGUAUUGUUUCUGGCAGUUGCAUUUCUACCACCACUAAUCAACUUAAUCGAUCAUGCUGUUUUACAGAAUCAAAGAACAAAACAAAAGCACACCAAAACUUUAUGGCAACCGUACAUUUUAUCUAUUAUAGGAGUUAUUUGUCAAUUGGCUGGAAUAAUUCUAAUAGCAUUUUACAUCGAAAUCGAUUGGCUGUAUUGUCUGUUUGUACUGGGAGCCGUGUGCGUUUCCAUUAAAUACUGGGAAAAUUUCAUAACAAAUGAUUGCGGAGAUACUUCAAACAAACACGACAAUUCUUCAACUUCUGCAGAACAUCUGUCUACCAAUGGCUCUGAUUCUCCUAAAGCGACGCGAUCGACAGACGUAGAGAAUCCAGUUUCUUCCGAACAAAACAAUAUCAAUGAAUCCUCAUUUUCUAAUGAACCCAGUAAUAUUGGAGCUGGAGGAGAUGGUGUCACAAGUGAAACAAAAGUAAAUGGACAUGAAUCGAGAGUAAAUACCAGUGCCUCUGAUUCUAAUCACGCGAAGGAUAGAGAAUUAAAAGGGUCUUCCGAACAAAGAAAGGUCAAGGAAUCCUCUGUUUCUAAGAAAUUUUAUUUUAGAGUUGUUUCUCCAAGUGAACUUAAACUAAGGUACCACCAAUCGAGAACGAAGAUAACUUGCUUGGUAAAUCUUUGGAAAAUCGUUUUUACUUUUGUUGCAGUAAUAGCAAUAUUUGCAAGUAGAUCUGGUAAUUCAAAUGAUACUUUUCAAGCACUUUUUAACAACGGUAACGCUAUGUUUAAUACAAUAUUUGGAGAAAAAGAGAUAAACGACAGUGGUCCUUGCAAUUCGUAUGUACCAUUCGUCUUAACUAUAGUAAACAUAGUUUGUUCAUAUGUUUACUACAAAGCAACGAAAACAUCGUGCGUAAUCUUUUGUCAACGGUUUGGGUUCUGUAUUCCUUUAUUAGCAUUGCCAUUGUUAUCCACUGGCAGUUUGAUUGGUUUGUUGCACAAACCAGAUCUUCUACAAUUUGAAUCAUGUGACAUUUUAUUCUCGGACUGGUGUGUUACAGGUGAGAAUACACUAGUAGGAGCGUGUAAGGAGCUUUUCAUUGCUUUCUUUGUUUUAUAUGGAUCUAUGUUGAUAAUAACAAGACAUGUGUGGAAAGUAAAUGGUUAUAGAAUGAGUGAAACAGCCAGGGUAUUUGUGUCACAUUUUUACUGUGGAGUUUUUCUUGAUACAUCAUUAUUACUCAACCGCCGAAGAGAUGAUGAAGAAUAUGACAUAGUCCUGGAGAAAAGCGACAAUGUUAAUGAUUAUCAGCACCGUAAGAUUUUAUAUGCAUGCUGUGCUACAAUGUGGCAUGAAACAGAAAAAGAAAUGGAUCAGCUUUUGCAGUCGAUAUUUAAGCUCGAUAAGAAACAGUUUCUAAACGAGAGAUUGAAAGAAUCAUUGAAGAGUGAUAAAAAAAACCAAGAAGAACAAAAAGAAAAAGAAGAAAUCGAAACAUUUGAUCUUGAAGCUCACUUGAUUUUUGACGAUGCUUUUGAUCCUAUUCUAUCUGGACAGAAAUUCCCAGAUAUCAACAGAUAUGUGAAAACCUUCAUCAAUGUGUUUUAUAAAGUUGGAAAGAAGAUCUAUGGCAAUCACUAUGUGGGACAAGGCGACGGAACGAUGCACACGACACCUUACGGAGGGCGGAUAUCAUGGUCCUUGCCUGGUGAAAAUACAUUAGUUCUUCAUCUAAAAGACAAAACUAAAAUAAGGAACAAGAAGCGAUGGAGUCAGGUGAUGUACAUGUUAAAAAUUUUAAAAUGGGAUUUAAAACGAAAAAGCGAAAAAAUGACCGAAAGAUCUAAGGAGGAUACAAAUAAGAUACUUCAGUCGCUGGCAGAAAAUUCCUAUAUUCUGGCAUUGGAUGGAGAUGUGGAUUUCGAACCUGAGGCUGUUUUGAGUUUAAUGAGAAGAAUGAACAAAUCAAGUAAAGUUGGGGCUGCAUGUGGACGAAUUCAUCCUCGUGGAUCGGGUCCUAUGGUGUGGUAUCAGAAGUUUGAAUAUGCUAUCAGUCAUUGGUUACACAAAGCAACUGAACAUGUUAUUGGAUGUGUUUUAUGUAGCCCUGGAUGUUUUAGUCUGUUUCGUGGUGCUGCUUUGUUACAUCCAUCCGUACUGCAAAAGUAUACAAAACAAUCUUCCGAGGCGAAACAUUUCAUUCAGUAUGAUCAAGGCGAAGAUAGAUGGUUGUGUACUUUGCUUCAAAGCAAGGAUGGAAAAUUGAAUAUUGUGCAGAGUCUGAUGCGUACACAUUUGCACCUGAAGGUUUUGUUGAAUUUUAUAAACAACGACGUCGAUGGACUCCGUCAACCUUAGCGAACAUAAUGGAUUUGAUAGUACACUGGAAAAAUGUAACAA